UGGAGUGUCGAAAAAUUAAUAAUGGCGACGACGUCUUGUAAAUAUAAAAGAAAUUGAAGAAAAGCAAUUUCUACGGUGCGAAUUGAUCGAAGGUAUCGCGAAAUAUAAAAACUAAAGUAAAGAUGCGCAUUGCGCACUACAAAAUGCGCAGAGAUUUAUUAAAAAAAUUAAGUUUUUAUAUAUUUUACUUCUUCUAAAUAAGAAAAAUGAGGGAAGUUUGAAAAAUAGAACUUGAAGACAUUUUAUUAGGAAAUAUCCCAUUAGAGGGAAACUAAGAAUACCAGACGUUUGAAAAAGAAUAAAUCUAUAAGGUAUUUUCCAAAGUGCAAGGAAACCUAAAAAACAAAGAAGACAUACACAAAAUACACACUGCGAAAGCUGAUGCACAAUAAAGGCGGAAACUAUUUUAAAGGAAGGCGAUGAAUCGAAAAUGCGAAUGGGAAUAAUUGCGUCAAAAAUAAUAUAAACUAAUUACCAUUAGAAGUAAUAAGCAGUUAAACUGGACACUUAUUACUAGUAACGUAUCGACCAAAAGGCGGAUGCUUUUGAAUGUCCUAAAAUUGUCAUCAUUGCUACAGAAUAUAUCAACGCACCAUUUAUGUGGUAUUAGUCAACAACACUAUUAUCUUGCAGUACCUUUGUAAAUACUAACGCCAUUCUUGUAGAAUUCAAGUGGGCGGGGCGUGUGAAAUACACAUCUCCAGCUUUGUCGGUGCAGUGUCUCAAAUUCAGCAAAGUGGCGCGAUACGGGUACGGACAAGCAGCGUCUCGCUCCAUGUUUUCCCGACGCUUGCGACGACGUGUACGAGAAUUAACGGCCCGCCAGCAUCGUACGUGCAUACGUAAAGUGGCUAAAAUUCCGAAUCCCAACGCUAAAAUAUUGUCACGGCCCCUUGCAAUAAAAGUGUGGUCGAGUGUGGGGUUAGCACAAUUACUACCAUAUCCUCAUUAUCAGCAGAAACUAAAGCCACUCCAAAGGCAGCUUUUGGUUAGCCUUUUAAGGAUUUAAGCAUGUAGUCUGAUUCUAAAUAAAAUAAUAUAAUAGUGCAAAAGAGAACACAUUCAAAGGUAUAAUAGUGCUUAUCCAAUCAUAAUUAAAAAGUCAGCAAAUACACUUUAGUGCAUAAAACAAUCAGAAUUCAAAAAAAAACUGCACCAUUUACUAAAAGUCACUUAACCAAAUAGAAAAUCACAACCAAAUUAUUUAAUGUUUUGCUUAAAUACGGCAAAUAAGCGGGUGUGAAAAGUGGCAAAAAGAAUUAUUCUCCUAAAAUACGUAAAACGUAGGGUAAUUUGUUUUUUCUUAAGGUCACUUGAGCGAAUAGAAAUUAACUGUUACCAAUGAAAUAUGUCACAAAGAGGUAAACGCGGUAAUCAUCAACAUCAUCAACGACUCGACGUUGAACCACAACCUCCGCCAACAAAACGGCGUAAAGGUCGGCCGCCUAAUGGAGGUGGUGGAAGUAAUGGUAGUGGCAGUGGCGGCAGUGGCGGCGGCGGAGUUGGAAACGGACUUAAUGGCAACAGUGGCGGCGCAAACGGUGGCAGCCAUAGUGGAAGCAUAGCAGGUGGUGUACCCUCAAACCUGCCUUAUACCGUGUCUUCUAUAAGCAAUAGUAAUGCCGAAAAUGAGCAAAACAGUGUGGUAGCUUUGGUACCCGACGAAAUGUCUGCAUUAGCUUCCACAAGCGCUAAAGUAGCUGCCAGCCAGGGAUCCUCUUCCUCAGCGGCAGCAUGGCAACCGCGCUCCGUGGCUGAUAUUAAAAUUUCAAGUAUUUACAAUCGAAGUUCAACAGAGGCGCCGGCUGAACUCUAUCGCAAGGAUCUCAUAAGCGCAAUGAAAUUGCCGGAUUCAGAGCCUUUGGCUAAUUUCGAGUAUCUUGUAGUGAAUGAUCAAUGGAAGCAAGAGUGGGAAAAAGGUGUGCAGGUGCCUGUAAAUCCCGACUCUUUGCCAGAGCCAACUGUUUACGUGCUGCCAGAACCAAUAGUGCCGCCUGCGCAUGACUUCAAACUUCCCAAAAAUCGCUUCCUGCGCAUAACCAAAGACGAUACCUACUCGAGUGAGUUACAUUGUCUGACAAAUGUGGUUGCGCAAGCAGAGAAUACAUGUGCCUAUGACAUUGAUCCAGUCGAUGAAGCUUGGCUGCAAUUACUCAACUCUGAUCGUGCACAGUACGGUGCCUAUUCUAUUACGGAGACGCAAUUUGAGCGCGUCAUUGAAGAAUUAGAGAUCCGAUGUUGGGAGCAAAUACAGGUAAUCCUGAAAAAUGAGGAAGGUCUUGGUAUUGAGUAUGAUGAAAAUGUCAUAUGCGACGUGUGCCGAUCUCCCGAUUCUGAGGAAGCAAACGAAAUGGUAUUCUGUGAUAAUUGCAAUAUUUGCGUACAUCAGGCAUGUUAUGGUAUUACAGCGAUUCCAUCAGGACAAUGGCUUUGUCGGACGUGUUCGAUGGGUAUUAAACCGGAUUGCGUGCUUUGUCCGAAUAAGGGAGGCGCAAUGAAAUCAACAAAAUCAGGCAAACAUUGGGCGCAUGUUUCCUGUGCACUAUGGAUACCUGAAGUAAGCAUUGGUUGUGUUGAUCGCAUGGAACCCAUUACCAAGAUUUCGAGCAUUCCAUCGAGUCGUUGGGCCCUUGUUUGCAUACUGUGUCGAGCACGCGUUGGUGCAUGCAUACAGUGUUCAGUGAAAACCUGUAAGACCGCCUACCACGUGACUUGCGCAUUUCAGCAUGGCCUUGAGAUGCGUGCAAUUAUUGAGGAGGGUAACGCGGAGGAUGGUGUUAAACUGCGUUCCUAUUGUCAAAAGCACAGCGUUAGUAAGGGCAAAAAAGAGGGCAGCGGAACGCAUGCCAGCAGCACAAAUAAACUUAACAGUACACAUGGUGCAGCUAAUGAGGAGGACGAUUGUCGGCGACGAAAGAGUCGUAAAUCAGAUAUGACUUCGGAGGAGCGUAAUCAAGCGCGGGCUCAACGUUUGCAGGAAGUUGAGGCGGAGUUCGAUAAGCAUGUCAACAUUAAGGACAUCAGUUGCCAUUUAUUCGAUGUGGAUGAUGAUGCCAUCGAAUCAAUUUACAAUUACUGGAAGCUUAAACGCAAAUCCCGUCAUAAUCGUGCUCUGAUCCCACCCAAAUCUGAAGACGUAGAGAUGAUAGCCCGUAAGCAGGAGCAACAGGAUCUCGAAAAUCACAAGUUGGUCGUGCACUUACGUCAGGACUUGGAGCGUGUAAGAAAUCUUUGCUAUAUGGUUAGUAGGCGUGAAAAACUUUCACGAUCACUCUUUAAGCUGCGAGAGCAGGUGUUUUAUAAGCAAAUUUCAGUGCUUAGCGAUGAGAAUUUGCGGGAAGGUGGUAGUGGUGUUUCCAAUGUGCCCAGUGCGGCGAUUGAUGCUAAUAUUGAUGAUAGCUUCAAAAACGCCGUAAUUUAUGCUAAUGAUGGUCCAACGCUGUACGAUAGGUUUUAUUCAUCGAAUAGCGGUGAAAGUAUUCCAGCACAGUAUCAAAAUAUUAACUUCAUUUUAGAGAAGCUUAUAGGUAGUGUGAAAGGAAGUAAGGGAACCGGCAGAGGGGCCGGUGCGCGCACAUCUACAUCACCGACAAAACGGAAAACGACACAAAGUUCAGCGACGACAGGGGCAAGCAAUGCAACCGCGAAUUCAAACUCGACGUUUGCACCUACUUCGGCAGGUAGCAGUCGUGCAAAUAGUAAUAAGCUUUCGCCAAAUAAGAAAGUAAACAAUGGUGCAAUAGCAAUGACACAAGCGAGCAGUGUGGGAGUGCCGACAUCAGCAACAAUAGUGGGUAAUGAAAAGCAGGUAAAUUCUAGUCGCCGCAUCUCAACCGGCGAUCAUGGUGGUGGUGGAACGGCAAUUGGACCUGCGACGAUCACAGCGGUGUCGGAGAAAGGUCGUGCUUCAGUUGCCAAAACAAAUACACUCGGCCAUUCGGCGACGAAUAUCAGAUCGACGACAGCGGACCCACGUUCUCGUGGUUCAAAAAGUGGCAAUGUUGGUGCAAGAAAAAUCACAGCUAAAAUAUUGGCAAAUAACUCCGAUGGUAGUAGCCAUACGACUAAUAACAAUUCGUCAGGGAGUUCAUCCUCCGGUGAUGAUGACUCGUCAUCGGAGGAAGAAGGAACGUCAACCGAUUCGGGCAGUUCUGGUUCCGAUGAUGAAUCAGACUCUGGCUCAUGCACAUCUGCAUCGACAUCAAGUGCAGGCAGCGAGGCGCAAUCCGUUAGAGCAACGGCAGCAGCAGCUUCGCGAAAAUUAUCACCUACCAAACCAAGCGCAACAACUGCCGCUGCGACAGUUUCGAAUCAAAAUCAGAAGAAGCAAACUUAUGCGCGAUCCGUGGAAUUGCGGCAGAAACAGAGAAGAAAAAGUGGUAGCAAUAUCACCGCUGCCACGGGAGCGGGACGAGCCGAGGAUGCAGCAACAACAGUGUUGUCCAGCUCAAGUGAUGACGAACAGGAUAACCAAUCAGUACCUGCCAAACACCAACAACAGCAACAGCAAUCUAAGUCAACAAAGCAAAACAAUAUUAGUCCGAAAAAGUCUACUAGCCUCAGCACAACAAGUACAGCCGCGGCAGCAGUGUCAGGGGCACAAACAACAGCAACUACAACGACCACAGCAAAUCGUGGACGAGACUUCCUAUCACAGAUGGCCAAACAGUUGCAACAGGAGAAGGGCUCUGAGAGUACAUCCAGCGAUGAAAGUGAGGAGCUGUUGCCACUAAAGGCUGCCGAUAGAAAUGCCAACGGAGCGAGCAGUGCAGCAGUAUCAACUACUGUCGUAUCAUCGAUUUUGACGGGGCGCAUGGCGUCGACCGUGCAACAAAUAUAUUCUGAUUCUGAGAGUAUUUCUGGUGGCGAGGCCGAUAAAGAUGAACGAGCUGUAGAAAGUAAUGUGAGUGACUCACAAAAUCAACAAACCAUACGCACGAAGGCGGCACUAAAGGAGUUUACAUUGCAACAACAACAACAGUCAUCUACAGCAUUGAGUAACCGCGGAAAGAAGGUGUCGUCGUUAAAAUCGACAAGUACACAAAGGACAAUUGAAAGAAAGUCAGAUAAAAGAUUGUCAAGUGGCAGCGGCUUAAAUAAGUCAACAACCGAAGCUCAAAGUCGAGGGAAAAAGGCCAGUGCAGCGGCUAUUGAGCGGCAAAAUAAGCUAACGGCAGAUUUGUUGGUCGUACCACAGCGACAGGCGGCAAAGAAGGCAUCUGAAAAUAUGCGUUCGACAAGCAUUUAUACGACUUCUGUGUUAGUAACGGCUGGUUCUGCGAGUACAUUAUUCCCCACAGAGCGUGAUACGGCAGAAAAGGCGAAAGAUCAGCGUUCAGAUAAAGAAAGCGAGAGAUCAAGGAGAGAUCAAAAGGAUAUUGGCACGAAGAAUGAGGAUAAAGCAGAAAAGUUUCGUUCAAAGGAUAAAAACCUUAGCAGUGGUGGUAUAAAGACUACAGAAUCCGAGUUAAAAGAAAAAGAAAGAGAAAAGGAACGAAAUAAAGAAAAAGAAAAAGAAAAAGAAAAAGAGAAGGAGAGGGGAACAGGGAAGCGCGGCCGACCACCGAAGACAACGCGUGACUCAGAAACCAUUGCUAGAGCCAUAUCAGCACAGAAGGACGGCGAACAAGUUUCUAAAAAUGACUCCUGUUCUCCGAAUCGAGCUCGAAGGGAUGAUAAGAAUGUCGGAAAAACUGUAGAACAGCAUAAUGCCAAAUCUGUACCCACAAGUGCGGACAGAAGUGAACGUAUUUCCAUAGAUCACAACAUGGCUGAUGCUAUAAAGUCUGGCGUGCCAACGACGCUGAAAGCUAAUGACCUGAAAGGGAAUAAUAUUCUUGUAGCAUAUGUGCCCCAGAGGCAAGCUGCUAAAAAAGCAGCUGAACAACUUAAGAGCAGUGGCAAACCUCCUGCUGUAAGUGAAACGACGCAGGAUGAUAAGGAUCGCUUGGAACGCAGUGAAAAGGAAAGCAAAUUAAGAACACCCGAGAGUCGUAUUGCACGUAUGCCGCCUUUACGACGCAUGUCCAUGCGUGAGAGUACUUCCAUAGCUUUAAAAGAAACUGUAACGCCUAAGACACCCACAAGUAGCCGACGACGCUCUAAGGAUACAUCUGUCGAAACAACAUCACAACAACAGCAACAAACUCCAACGAAGAAAACAAUAGUGGCAACGGCAUUGUCGGAAUCUUCAAGUUCUGGUACAGAUGGUAGCACCAGCUCAUCAUCUUCGGGUGGUAGUACCGGUAGCGGUAGCAGUAGUGACUCGAGUGAUGCAGAAAGCGAUGCUGUUGCUGAGGGAGAAGAACGUCUUACCCGCGCAUCUGCAGCUAAUAAGCGUUCUCCGCGUAAAUCGAUUGACAAACCGCCAGCUGUGACUCGACAGAACUCAUCCUCGAAUAUCACCACUCAAGGCGCAGUUGCCGCUACAAAGUCGCCCAAGAGCACCCCUCAAAAGCAACUGCGACGUAAUAUUAGUAAUACUAGCAGCAGUAGUGGCAACGUAGUCGCACCAGAUGAGUCUGCGCCAGAAAUUAAACAGCAUAAAUUGACUAAGCGUAAAUUAUCCUUGGAUGAUAAGGCAAAGAAGCCAGCAACACUUAAGGCUACUGAUUUUGCUAUUGUUGUAGACGAUGAUGAUGAAAGAGCUCCACCAACACAACUCAAUUCGAUGCGUACACGCGCAAUGCGUCGUUCAAAAUCAGGCCCAUCCUCCCCUCCUCAUUCAUCGCAAUCGACGACUGAUCCAGAUAAAAAAUUCGAACAAAAGGUCCAAUCAAAGUCACCGAAGACAGGGUCUUCAACUUCUGAUCGCAUAUCUGAGAGCGACAGUGAAAAGAAUAAAACCGUAUUAACUUUAACAGAGGAAAUAACGCAACGCAAGGCUUCAAACAGCAAUUCUAACAGCUCCACCGCAGCAAGUCAACAGGGAAAUAGUAAAAAUCAGAACAAAAAUCAAGGUGCCUUGGAUAAACUAUUAAAUAAAUUAGAGCAAGAGGCAAGCAAAAGUUCGACAUUCAAUGCAGUUGACUCUGUGGCACCACUGCCGGUAUCACUGCUCCCAACAAAUAUUGUUGUAGAAAAAACAGAUACCAAAGAAAGAACGCCUACUCCAAUUUUACCAGUCAUAGAUAUUUCAUCCAUUCCUCCACCUAAGCCUCUAAAAAUUAUCAUUGACACGAAAAAUGAAAGCGGUGAAGUACCAAUGGAUAUUGAUGAAGAGCUAACCACGGCACCUACUCAUACCACGUUACCAUCAAGCAAGAUUUGUGAACUGGAGGAUCUGGAUGAGCGACCACCAGCAGCCCCCAUGCCCGCCUCGCCCCCAUCUGCAACAUCAGUGUCAGAUGAUGAGCUUUCUAAUGCUUCAAAUGAACAGAAUUGCGUUACUGGUGGCCGAAGACGACGACGUGUACAUCGAAGGCAUCGACGAACGCGACCUGGAAGUCCCCCCCUGUCACCGGAAGAGGAACAUACACAUCACACACAGCAUCUGCUUAACGAGAUGGAGCUGUUGCGAGAGCUCGAAGAGGAACGCAAAAUGGCAGCGAACGCUAGCAAAUACUCAGCGUCAUCUUCGUCACCAGCAGUGGCAGUUAUAGCGCCCGAACCUCCGGAGAUUAUUGAAUUGGACUCAAAUUCAAACUCGACAGGUAGCGACCGACUCAAACAGCAGCAGCAACAACAAACCACGCAACAACAACAAACUCAGCAAAUAAACUCAACACAGCAGGACCAACAAAAUCAAUUGGAUUUAGCUGGACAACUUGCAAAAGUUUCAUCGGUACCACAAACUCCUGCCUCACCUUCGUCCUCUCCCGCUCUAGUGGUAGACAUAUCUGGCGGAACGCCGCUACAGAAAACAAAUAACGAAAGUGGCAUAAGUGUACCACCAGCACCUCUUAGCAUUUCAUUGCAUGAAUCUCAAACUAAUAUGGACGAAAAUUCCCAAGGUACUUUGAAUAUAACCGAAUUGAAUUGUAGUAAUAGCCGACAUCAACCUAUUGUGGACACGAUACUCGAUAUGGAGGAUAAUGUACAUCAAAAGCAACGUCAGCAACACCAAAAUUCAUUCGCAAGUGCUUUGCUUAGUGCAGCAUCUUCAUUUUCAGCGAAUGUGGACGCUGAUUCGGUACUAGACGAACCAGCAGAUGGUUUAAGCCUUUUGGGUACAUCAUCUAAAGAGUUAACCGAGGAAGAUAGUUUCCUUGCAACGCGAAAUCUGGUUGAAAAACUUCGCAAAAAGCGUAUUCGUACCGAUGAACCCAAAGAAGCCGACUUACUUAAGCCUCCUCCUACUCCAGCAAUACCCUCAGUGUUUCCAUUCCACAAUGCUGCCGAUCCAGAAGACAUUAUUCACGUGCAAAAAGAAAAUGCCGCAGCAGCAGAGGCAGCGGCAGCUGAGGCAAACAAUAUCCUCUUUGUCGGUGAAAGUGGUAAAGGUAGCAGUGGACCAUUGCAACCUCAGGAGCCACAGAAUAUUGGUGACAUAACAAAGAGCAGCACUAUUGGUGUUCCACCUGCGACGGUAACGACAACUUCUGGCGCAUACACUCGAACACCUCACUCGGUAGCCACAACGCCUAAUGUUACUCCCAACUCCAAUGCUUCCAUGAGCGCAAUGAAUGUUACCGCUAGCACCAACAUGUCAAAUAGUAACAACAGCAAUACCAACCUCAGUGGGCUAACAUACGUUGAGCCGGUGGUAAGCUUCAUGGAAAAAACUGUUGCGGCUGACAUUUGUAAUGCGCCGAUUUCGCCUCUACAACAGCAGCAGCAACAACAACAAACAGGGAACUAUGCACAGGUGGAGCAAAGACAGCCACAGCCGCCGGAUGUGUCAGAGAUAACAUCGUUCCUGGAAAAAGAACUCUCCAACAAACCAAAUAACAAGGAAAGCGCUGGAAGCAAUUUUAAUAAACUGCCAAAUGCUACAGGAGGAAGUGCCAAUGAGGUUCCCGAAGCCCCAGAUUUUGUAGACUUGCACGCCGCGGCGGCGAAGGAUAAUAUUGAUUUUACUACAGCUAAUCGCGUUGGAGGCAACAAUAAUAAAUUGGUGGUUGAUUGUGACUAUGAUGAGAAUACCCGUAUGCAAUCUCCCUAUGCGUUGCGUGCCACUCGCCUCUGGAAUGAGAAUGAGAUGAUUGCGGCACGACGCUCUUCAUCUCCAAGCUCAGUGUCAGAAUCGAAUGAUCAGACGAGUGCAAUGGAAAUGCAACAACAGCAGCAGCAACACUUACAACAAGUGGGCCACACAAUGCAACAACAACAACCAACGUCUCAUCUUCAGUCUAAAGAUUUGGUCAAUAAUGCACUGAAUGUUCAAGGAGGAGGAAUACAACAACCAACAGUUGCGCAAAACUGCAGCAAAGGUUACUUUAAUAGGGUUGAUUCAUACGACAUGCCAUUUACCCAUUCUCAGCAGCAACCGACGCAGCAACAGUCACCUCUGGUUAAUGGUAUUGAUUCAAUAAUGAAUUACAAUCAGGGGUAUAAUCAACAGCAAACAACACCCACGCAUACAACACAGCAGCAACAACAACAACAAACAACGCCGAAUCAAAGUAAUAACCAAUACAACGGCGGGUCUGUGAGCCUUUUCCACAAUACUCAAACUACCUUGCCGGUAAUGAAUCAAAUGCCUUUUGCUCCUAAUUCUGCAGUUGGCGCUAUGUAUCCUACAUCCUCGAACAUGAGUGGUAAUAUUCCCAUGUCAACGGCAACUUCGCAACAGCAACAGCAGCCGACAAACGAUGUGGGAAUAUAUAGCAUACGCGCUAAUGAUCCCAAUUCAGCGGGCUCAAAUAACACCAUAUCUGGUGCAGCUCCCCAAACGCAAUAUGGUGCCGCUGCUUUUACGUCAUCAACACACAACUUAGCGUUGACUGCGGCCAUAGUUGGCACACCGGGCGGGCCAUCAUUGCUUGAUCACCAUUCUCCGCACCAGCAGCAGCAUGCCAUGCACGCACAACAGUCUGCUGUGCCACAGCAACAACCACAAGCUGCCCAAUACGGCAUGAGUGUGCCGCCCGAUAAUGGUGCAGCAUCCAGUUUGUAUAAUCAAAUGAUAAUGCCCGUGCAGACUUCAAAUCAGCAGCAGCACCAAUCGCAAACGCCGCAAAAUUCAUCACCCACUAAGGAGUCGCCAUCUAAGCGCUCGUCAUCGCGCUACAAUCAGCAACAACAACAAACGCCUCGCAACUCGCACAAGUCUCCUCAAAUACAGCACAAAUCGCCUGGUAAAUCGCCACGUCAAAUGGAACUGCUUAGCAAACAGCUACAAUUGCAGCAGCAGCAGCAGCAACAACAACAACAACCGCCGCCACAACAGCAACAAGCUCUUACCGAAUUUACAAACAUUCCACAGAAACCGCCACCGCCACCACCAAAAUAUGAUCCAAUGACGCAUACGCUGGCGGGCAAACCACGUCAGCGCGCACCACGUGGUACUGGUGCUGGCUCGCGCGGUCGUGGACGUGGUCGAGGUAGAGGACGUGGCAGUAGCGCUGCUAACACAGUUAUACCGCUGCCGCCGCAGAUGCAGCACGAUGGCAACACACAUUACGUGAACAAUCUGGUCGGCACACCCUUCGAAUUCAAUUAUGAUGAGGAUCUGACCACACCGGGCGUCGAGAACUUGCAGUCGUUGCGCGAUCGUCGACGUUCGUUUGACGCCCGCUGUAAUCAGCAAGCGACUAUGUCGCAUCCACAUCACCAAACAACGUCCGACACACAAAAAUAUACCAGCCCAUCUGCGUAUGGCAGUUGCAAGGUGCGCGGUGCUGGCGCCGGCAUAGCAAAUUCUGCCACUGCUGGUAGCUUGGUGAACUGCAACAAUAGUGGCAGUAACAACCGCAAUACAUCGCAUCUAGCGGAUGCGCUUAAAGUGAACAAUACCACUACGUGCGACCACUCCAAUACUCAGCAAUCUCUUUUACAUUCCAUUGUGCAGCCGGUGUUGCCGGGUCCGGUGGACAUGCGCACUUAUAAUGUCUACGAGGCAUCCGCGUCGCAAGAGACGUACAACAAUAAUUUGCUGAGCGAUUUCGAUUCUGGAGCUGCAGAGCAAACACUUCCUGAAUUCGACGAAGAAGAUGAGAAGGAGUUCCAGUCAGCUUUGCGUGCUACCGGAUCAACUAUCUCCACAAAGCAAUUAACGCCAGCUUCGAGUGUCCAUAAUUCCGCUUCAGCUAAUGUCAGUGUCAAUGCUAAUGUGACAGCAACAAGUCUUAUUGGAAAUUCGAGCACUAUGACAUCGCUAAGUGAAGUAGGCGCUGCCGGUAGCCUUUCGAAUGCCUGUUCAACAUCGGUGAUUUCGGAUCUGGUUAUUACGGCUGAUUUGCAGACCUCUAUGGAGACUACUUCCGAGGAAGUCUCAAUUGAUUCGGACACGACGCUCACCACUAAAGCUUCGCUUUCCGACUCGCGCAACCAGCUUAAAUUAAAGAUCAAGGGGCCACUUGCCUGCCCUGAUAGCAGCUAUAACUACAUCUCGUCAAGCACUUCAAUAGGGGUACAUACUACCAGCGCAACGCAGGUCGCUGCCGGAAUUGUGCAAACAUCAGUGAUCGCUGCAAAUGUGGUGGGCGGUACCUCAGUAGGGGGCGGAGGCAUGAACUCGCGACGCAUGCGUAAAAAAGAGUUACUCAGUCUUUAUGUUGUACAAAAAGACACUCAUGUGGAUGAUUCGUCUGGAGGGUUACCGCCUACUGAGGUAGGUUUGACCAAUACUGUGGACAGCUUACGUAAAGGCGAUGGCUUGUGCGGUACACUGGAUGAAUAUGGUAGUGAGUUGGGACUUGCAGGGAGCUCGAAGCGGUCUAAGAAAAAUUCAGGUCGUGAACUGCGAUCAAUGGAUGCAGCUAGUGAUUUAACCGACAAUGGUGCAGCAUUGGGAAAUGACGGGCGUCGACGAAGUGCCUGUUCAUCGGGCAGCACAGACGAACGUGGUGGGAAAACUGGAGCAGCAUCGAGUGCAGGGAAGAGACGCGGACGAAGCAAAACGGUUGAGGGAUCCGAAGAUGAGCCCGCACCGAAAUUGAAGAUCAAAAUACGUGGCCUGGCCGACGGAAGUGUGAGUGCAACAACGAUAAGUGGCAAUUCCACAUUCGACAAUAGUUACCAGUAUGAUAUGUCGCGGCGCAUGGUAGCCUGCCCUCCCAAGAAACGACUGACUUCAAACUACACACCGCACACUUUCGAAGAUUAUCGUCGUGAAUCAAUGAACUAUCGCAAAAUAAUUAUGCAAGAUUUUGGCGAAGACGAUGAUGAACGCACAAGACGUGGUGCCGGUAGUAGCGUUUUAGAUACUUCGGUGUUGCCACCAACCAAAAAACCAAAGUCUUCCAAACCGAAGAAAGACAAGAAAGAAAAAAGGCGUAAUAAGGAAAAACAAACAUCUCCAGCCACAGCAACAGUUAUUGAAAAUAUGGCGAGUGCGUCACCAGGUGAAGCGCCAAAGCUAAUUAUACGCUUCGGUAAACGAAAAACCGAUGCACCGGAGAUUACGGAGCGACCCGCCUCUGAGGAAGCCACGGCGACACCACUAGUGACCGCUGCACCAAUUCGUUUGAAAUUGGCCCGAGCUUCUGAUGGUGAUGGGUAUGUUAUUGGACACAAAAAGAAAAAGGAGAAGCGUUCUCUAACAUCCACUUCUACACCAACGUCAACACCUGCCUCAACUCCAGGUGGCAACACAAAUUUUACACCCUUAGCGACAGCGACUCCUUCGUCAGCCCACACCACGCCUCCAACCAAAACUAUUAGGGAUUUAACUGGGGACGAUUCUGCCAAUUACAAUUGCAAUGUAAGCGGUGAGCGUACGACUCCAAACGUAGUCGCAAUGCUAAAUAAUUUUGGUGCCGUUAAUGCCGGUGGCGGUAUUAGUAAUCAAGAGGAAACGGAUCCGCUUGCCUCUACGCCGAAAGAGGCGAGCACACCGUCUCCGCGACUGGUGAUUGACACUUGCAAGGGUGUUGAUGUACACGAUUCCAAUACAGCUAGUUCCUUAGUCGAGGCUAUGUCGGUAAGCACAGGCAUUGGUGGCGAAACUGGCAAUUUGGGUAGUGCCUUUGAGCCCAUUGCACCUCUAUCGGUUAACUGCAAUGAGCACAGUAGCGGCAAUAGCAACAGCCACAGUCAUAGCGCUAGCAGCAGCAGUAGCGGUACUAGCGCCAGCGGGAGUAGCAUAAGUGGUGGCAGCCUAAAUAGUGGCAACAAUACAGCAAAUAACAAUAACAACAACAACAAUAGUAGCAGUAAUAGUCACAAUAACAAUAAUAAUAACAACAGUAACAGUGGUUUACUUCCAUUAAACAAAGACUGCGAAGUCAGAUGAUAAUCACGAAAUUGGUCCCCACAUAGUCAUUAGCGGCUUUAGUGGGCGCCAUAGUUAUAAUUAGAUAGUAUGUAGUCGAUUGAAAAGUGGGCGCAUGUGCAAAGGAACACGUUUACAUAGGGACAAUGAGACGAUUACUCGCCAGAAGGGUAGGGAAACGUACAGAUUUUGCGUUGGAGCGUUAUAUUUUUAACAUUAUUAAAAUUUCACUUUUGUAUGAUUUUAGGAAAAAACGUGUAAUAGGCCAACAUUUUAUUAAUUGUUCAAAACACAUACACGCAUUGUUUUAUUUAAUUCGAAAAACUUGAUUUUAAAAAUUAUAUUUUUAUUAUGUUGAAUAUUCUAUAUUUUUAACUUGACUGAGGCACCACUCCGCCUAGCCAUUUUGUAUUACAAAAACAGCAAAUGGAAGUCGUGAAGUUUCGUAGAAUUCAAAUGCUUUAAAAAAGAUAUUUGUCGUAAACUACAAAUAAUAAUGUCCCAUCUUUAUGCGACAAAAAAAAAACAUAAAUAUUAAUAUGUAUAUUUUUAGGUUGAAUUAUUUUAUUAGAAAAAUUAUUUUUAUAUUUAUUGAGCAAUUUAUUGCAGAAAAUGCUCAUGUAUGCUUUAUUUUGUGAUGAGUGAAAAUUUACUUUGUAUUGAACUAUUCCGUGACGUGUUAUUCCAAAAGCAAAACAUUGUACAUUAAAACUUGUAUAUUAUGUCCUAUAUUGUUGUAAAUAAUUCAGUUAAAAGUCCAGCACCAGAUACAUGUGUAUAUACAUGGCUGUCAUUAAUAAGUAAACAAACGAAUUUUGUUACCUCAAAUCCAUAUGUUUCGUUGUUCAUUUUCAGAAACUAGAGAGUAACAAUUUUUUUCGAAAAUCCUAUUUUUAAAUGGUAAAGAUAAGGAAAAAAAUUGAAUGAGUUAAAAAGUAGUUAAUGGCCGCAAUGGCCGCCAUUAUUUUGUGACAUUCUUGCUAAUCGCAUCGGUAAAGAAAGCACAUGCAACAUUUUCUACACAUCUCUGGGGAAGCCGGUUAAAUCUCUAAUGUUAGACUCUUCAAUUCAACCACAUUUCGUGGGCCUUUUGCACUUAUACGAGUUUUAAGCCGUGAUAGAUCUGGGCUUUGGGUGGGCCACUCCAAAAUAUUAAUAUUGUUUUCAGCAAAGUAUUUUGGAGCAAUUUUGGCUUUAUGUAUAGCUGUUAAACUAUUAAUUAUUAAAACAUUAUCUGCAUAUAAGUUAAUCCGCUUUUGCUGAUUUAUUUUAUUUAUAUAUAUAAAUUUUUUCGUAUAAACCGACCGUGCUUUCCUAUUUCACACGACCUUCAGAAAAUGUCUGUCGCACAAAUAUUUUUUAUUCUUUUAUCUGUUUUUUCUGUUGUAAUUUUUUAGUUGCUCUUGCGAAUAUCUACGCCCGCGUCUAUUAUUUUUAAAGGUUUUUUUAUCACUUGGCAUAUGCCAGCUGGUAUUUUAUUCAACAAUUUUGCAAUACUUCUGUGAGUUUACCCUUUUUCGUGUAGUUUGAUUACAGCUUUUCGUUUCUUUGUGGCUAGACGCGCACAAUUUGCCUUGUUUUUAAUCGAAAAUAUUAAUUGUACUAAACAUUUUUUGUAUUUUACGUAAAAAAGUUUACAUUAACAGUUUGAAAUGAAAGUAACAAAUUUAUGAAUUUAUUAUUUGUAAAAAAUCCGCAACACCAAUAGUUUAUAACAGACCGUUAUGUCUGCAGCAAUGUAGUGCAACGCCAAAGCGAUGAGCUGGUUUACUUAUUUUUGACAACCUCUGUAAAUACGCUAAUGAAGCUUUCUCACUAACACCUGCCUUUUUAUAUGUAUUGUAUAUUUUCGAAAAAUUGUUUUAUCACAUUCGGAAGAAAAAAUGGCCUUUCCCGAGUGUAUUUAGAUCCUUAAAUUUAUCUUUUCAGUAGUAAACUGUUUUGGAAAAUAUUCUCAUAAGUUCCGUUUUAACUUUAGAUUGGACUGAACAAAUAUUUAAUUUGACUGAGGUAGUUUAAGCCUUCAUUGGCAUUUUCUUAU
This is a messenger RNA of Anastrepha obliqua, 15356 nucleotides long. RefSeq names its product PHD finger protein rhinoceros-like. The coding region runs from base 1349 to 13336 and encodes 3995 amino acids. Gene Ontology annotation, biological process: regulation of transcription by RNA polymerase II. Lineage: Eukaryota; Metazoa; Arthropoda; Insecta; Diptera; Tephritidae. The record is from RefSeq and is a predicted model, not a curated record. The transcript has 8 exons.